AGGGUUUCACUAGUUUUAAAUUAACUAGUUUUAAAUUAUUCAGCAGUUAAGGGGUCUCAUUACAUUUCUACCUUGCUCAUCUUCUUCAGUUUAGAGGCGAAGACGAAGGUGUCUUCCUCUCCCUCUGCAAUGGCGCAGGUGCUUCACCUCCCCUGUUCUAUAGGGACGCCCAUACAUGGCUCGUCCUGCGCCCUCCUCGGAAACCCUAACCCUAGAUGGGCGGCGCUUCAGAAGAAGCUCAGCCGCAAGGGUCGACACUCCUGCUUCUUCUCCGAUGGUCGCAAACAGGAGCAAGCCAAGAAAGCACUGGAGCAAGCUCUAGGUCAAAAGAAAACUGAGUUUGAGAAAUGGAACAAAGAAAUUGAAAAAAGGAAGGAAAUGGGCGGUGGUGGCACUGCCGGUCGGGGCGGCUGGUUUGGAGGUGGCGGCGGGUGGUUCGGGUGGUUCGGUGAUGAUCGCUUCUGGGAGGAGGCAAAACAAGCCAUUAUUGCUGUCAUCGGCAUUGUUUCAUUGUAUCUCCUGUUAGCAAAGGGCAAUGUACUGUUUAAUGUGGUCUCCAAUUCAUUGCUUUUCAUGCUUCGAAGGUUUAGGGAUUGGUUCACAUAUGUAUUAUCACAUUUUCCUCAAAAGUCGCCUGUGCCUUUGUCUGUAUCGGAACCUCAGUCCGUAAACAAGUCAUCGCGGCCGAUGUCAGCUAAAGAAAGGGUGGUCAGUAAAUGGGGGAUGGAUUAAGAAGCCUCUAGUAUUCUUCCCUAUUCCUGAGUGGAGUAUCUCUUGCUCUGUUAUUUGUUGCCGGCUUUUAGGCUUUUAGCUUGAUGUUCAGUUGAACGUUUAUACGAGUUCAUACUUGUGGCAAAUCUUUGUGCGUUAGUUCAAUUGUAAUCUUUACAUUUUGGGAGUGAUUAGUACCUCUGAUCUUGCUUUUUGGAUUAUGUAUUUUGUGAUGAUCAUAUUUAUGUGCGGCAUCUGUGGAAGAAAUAGAAUUAGUGCAUAUUGCA
Ananas comosus (pineapple) is the source of this 998-nucleotide messenger RNA. RefSeq names its product transcriptional adapter 2-beta. The record is from RefSeq and is a predicted model, not a curated record. The coding region runs from base 130 to 732 and encodes 200 amino acids. The transcript has 3 exons. Lineage: Eukaryota; Viridiplantae; Streptophyta; Magnoliopsida; Poales; Bromeliaceae.